Messenger RNA from Belonocnema kinseyi, 1863 nucleotides. RefSeq lists its product as uncharacterized. The transcript has 6 exons. The coding region runs from base 22 to 888 and encodes 288 amino acids. NCBI's taxonomy places the organism in Eukaryota, Metazoa, Arthropoda, Insecta, Hymenoptera, Cynipidae. The record is from RefSeq and is a predicted model, not a curated record.
UUCUGGUCAGCAAAUACAAAAAUGAAGAUAUUUUCAAUAAUUUUAUUGGCUGCCUUAAUAACCUUUCAGGCUGAGUCAGCAGAUGUAGAAGAAAAUUUAACAGAAGAUUUAAAUGAAGUUUCUACGCGAUUAGAUCUCAAUGGAAACUUGAAAGCAUUUCUUGAAAAACUUAAGGAAACUUUGAAAACCGGAGAUGAAUCUAAAGGAAUUCCUAUAUUAGAUCCUUUGGCGUCCCCAGAAAUAGGUCCACUCAGCGUAGACUGGGAAGACUUAGUAGGAACACUUUUUGUUCAAAGUGUAGGUCUUUCUGGUUUGUCCGAGUAUAUUGUUCAAAAUGCCACCAAAAUAUCAUUAGUGAAACUGAAAGUUGACAUUUCUCUAAGAUGGCCUGAAAUACAGGGAAAUUUGACUGGUUACGAUAUCAACAGCAGGUUGAUGGACUUUGUAAACGUCGUAGGACAAGGAUUCGCAGAGUUCUCUAUUAAGGAUUUCAAUUUCGAUAUUAAAACUACCACAACUAAGAGUAAAGAAACUGGAAAGCUACACAUGGACAUUCUAGGUCUAGACUUCUCUAUGGGAGAUUUUAAGAUUAGACUGGAAGGCCUAUAUGGUGACGAAAUGAUAUCUGAAAUAUUCAGUGGCAUUGUGUCUGAUCUAGUACCUGAAGCAAUAGAAACUUAUAAGGAUUUAAUGUUAAGUGCAAUCAAAAAAUUCACAUCAGAUGCAGUAAAUCAAAUUAUCGGUGAUAUGGCCAUCAGCGAUAUCAUUGGUAUUAUAAACGGUAAAAAAAAUGCGAAAUCAAUAUCUUCCCGAAUUAGCAAUGUAGAUUGGAACCACAACGAAAAUUUGCUAAAACAAAUUAUAGGAGUGUUCAACCACAAGAAUUGAUUGAUCUAAAUCCAAAAAUAAAUACACUAAAAAAUGUAUCUCGCCUCUCCAUAAUUCUCAAUCUUUACAUUACAAGAAAAUUAAUCUUUUGAAUAUUUUUAGUAAUUUCUUUUAAUUUUAUUUCUGUAACUCAACUUUAGGUUGAUGCGAAAUUUCCGAUUAGGAAAAUAAAAAUAAUUUUCAUAAGAUUGAGUAUUUCUGGUAGAGAACGGAUAAUUUUUAACUUAUGAGUUAAAUUUUGUAGUUUUUUUUUCUUCAAAAAACUUUAUUUUUCAUUUAAUUUGCUCUGCUAUAAGAAAGACAACCUGCGAGUUUUCGUUACGCCAAAAAAAUCUUGUAAAAAAUGACACCAAAAUUAUUUAGCCCGCAUAAAACUUACAAAAUAUCUUCUUUAUAUAAGCAAACAAAUUUUUUUAAUUGAUUAAAAUAAAGAAAGUGGGGGUUUCUAUUGAAUUCAACUUUAUCUUCCCGGCUGAAUUUUGAAAAGAUGGAAAAUUUAUUUGAUAUAAAAGUCCAUUUUUUAUUGUAUGAAAUUCUUUUAAAAAAUCGUGCUUAUAUAUAUCAAAAAAAAUAUUCUGUAAGUUUUAUACAAACCAAGUAAUUUUUGUGUUGACGAUCAUUCUUUUUUCGAAAAUUUGAAAAUUUCUUGCAAAGGACGCAGGAUAUUAUGAAAGAGUGAGGAAUUAUUUGUUUACUGUUUCUGUUUAAUAUGAAAAACGUUAUUUUAGUAUUUUGUUGAAUGUGUCGUUUUUACUAGAAAAAUACGAUAAUAUAAUAUAUUUCGAACAAAAAUUUUUGUGGCCACGAAAAUUGUUUUUCGGUGAAAUAGGAAUCCUUUCCAAAUUUUAUAUAAUUUUUAUAUUAUUUCUAGCAGUGAUGAAUAAAGUUUUGUGAUUUUGGUACGAAAAAAUAAAAUUUGUACAUAAUUAUUUCAUAAUUGUUGAUGUUAAUGAAUAAAUUUACUUUUGAUCAACC